This is a messenger RNA of Brugia pahangi, 2490 nucleotides long. The record is from the annotation of a GenBank genome assembly. Lineage: Eukaryota; Metazoa; Nematoda; Chromadorea; Rhabditida; Onchocercidae.
AUGCACGAUGAUACCACUGUAACGACAUAUCAUCGACCAACUAAGUUUAUCCACUUCUUGAAUUGCUUUCUUGAGCGGAUCGCUUACAUAUCCGCCGAUUAUCCACGCAUAGUUAUUACGGUAAUAGUAUUACUGACGAUAUUAACAUCCUCAAAAUUAUUAUUUGUUAAACCGAAGGAUAACCUUCAGUCAGGUUAUACACCGCCAAAUGCUCGUGCCUUCAAUGAAUUAGAAGUUUUCCGAAAAUUCAACGAUGGCAAAGAUCCAGUGGUAGUAAUUAUCAUUGUUACGGCAAAAGAUGGGGGUUCCGUUACCCGAUUAUCUCAUUUGAAUGAAAUUUUGAAUAUCGUUGACUAUGUGGGGACACAUUUCCCCGUCAAAAAUUAUACCUAUUACCAGAUGUGCAGAAAUUUUUGUGAUGUCAAUGAGCCAGUUCGGCAAUUCAGAAAUGGACUACUUCUCAACACGGCGAAACAUUUCGACAAAAACAGUAGCAGAAGCAAUACAAAUAGCAACAAUGGUCAUGAUUUAAUUGAACUUUCAUUUCCUAUAAUGCAAUUAUUCGGACGUGAUCUUGAUUUAUCACCUUAUUUCUUUGGUGUUGAAUAUACAGCUGAUGGUGUAGAUCGAAUUUCUGGAACAAAUAUUAAACACGUCAAAUUAGUGGCGUUACAUUUCCGAACACAGCGACCGAACGAAUGGACCAGCGAUGAUACGUUUCACUGGGAGCGUCUUGUCGGACAUUAUUUUGAGAAUGAAUACAACAAUUCGUUAAUUCGACCAAUUGCAUUUUCGUUGGCUUAUACACAGGAUGAAAUCAUUCGUGCCGGCCUUGCGUUAAUGCCUUACAUAUUACUUGGUUUCAUUGUGAUGUGUAUAUUUGCUGUUGGUACAGUUAGCAUCAGUUCAACAUACACGAGACAGUUUUCCAAAAUCAAAAUACUCUAUGCUCUCGUGGGUUGCAUCACACCACUAAUGGCAACAUCAGCGGCUCUCGGCCUUGUGAUUUUGCUAGGUCUUCGGCCUGGUUCUAUCCUCUGCGUCACACCAUUUCUCACUCUAGCUAUAGGGGUUGAUGAUGCAUUUUUAAUGAUCAAUGCAUGGAACAGAACAGACAUGGAGACGAAGAAUGGAAGUGCUUCGCACAAAACAAUUCGGGAAAGAAUGGCAAUUGUCCUAACUGAUAUUGGGCCAUCGAUAACUAUAACAUCAUUGACAAACAUGUUAGCCUUUGGAAUUGGCAUAUUCACGACACCAACACCAGAAAUCCGAUUACUGUGUAUUGCUAAUGCAGUAGCCAUUUUCCUCGACUAUGUAUAUACUAUAACACUUUAUGCUGCUGUGUUGUGUAUUGGAGGUCAAAUAGAAACGCAGCAAAAAUGCAUUUACUCUGAACGAAAGCCUCAGGGACCAUCGAUGAUUACAGCUUUCUUGCACAAUUACUGCAAAUAUCUGUCAAGCGGUUUCACCACAACCUUGAUAUUUAUAUUGCUUGUAAUUUAUUUAACAGCGAGCAUUAAAUAUGCGCUGAUGGCGAAGGGUUGUCUGACACCAGGAAAAUUAUUUUUGGCUGAUUCACCUAUGAUUGAAGUAAAUAGGCUACACGAUAAAAUUAUCAUGCCGUCCUACACUUUCGUCACGGUGUUCAUCUUAGAACCAGGAGAUUUAAGAAAUUCAUCUAGGCGAGAGCGUAUGAAAGCACUGGUAUCUCAAUUUGAAGCAGUGCCGGGAUGCAAAGGUUCCAGAUUUACGCAUUUCUGGCUUCGUGAUUAUGAAAUGUAUUUGGAGUCAAAGAAUGAAGAAAUCAAUGAAAGUGGAUUUGAUGAUUACACCUCAAAUGAUCUGCUUAAAUUCCUAGAAUGGCCCGAAUAUGAAUCCUUAGAUCUUGAAGCAUCAGUUUAUGAAGAGGAAGCUUUAUUCACCGAUCAAAUUGAUUCGUUGGUAGCGACAACUUUGCAAACAUCUCUUGUGAUUCUGGCAUGUAUGGCAGUAGUGUGUUACAUUUUUAUGCCUGACUUUUUAGCCGUGAUGAUUGCAAUCUCAUCAACCGCAUCAAUAUGUGUUGGAGUAUUUGGCUUUUUGACUUUUUGGAAUGUCGAUGUCGAUCCGGUUUCGAUGGCAACAAUGAUUAUGUCCAUUGGUUUAUCGGUCGACUUUCCAGCUCAUAUCACUUUUCAUUACCAUCGUACUGGAUCGAAUCCGGAUCUGACAGCAGUGAAAGAACGACUUGCACAUUCCUUCAGUGCCAUUGGUUUUCCACUGCUUCAGUGCAGUUUCUCAACAGUGUUCUUUGUCUUAAUUCUAUUACUUGUUCCCAGCUAUAUGAGUGAAGUAUUUACAAAAGCGGUAGUGGUAGUAGUCUCACUGGGAACUCUUCAUGCACUAAUCGUUGUUCCAGCUGUCCUUUGCGCAUUCUCAAACAUUUAUCAGUAUUUCUUAUUUGUAAAGGAUUAUAAGGAGUUCUUGAAAGGCGCUCAAACGUUCAACUAA